Messenger RNA from Penaeus chinensis, 561 nucleotides. RefSeq names its product alpha/beta-gliadin MM1-like. The transcript has 4 exons. The coding region runs from base 1 to 561 and encodes 186 amino acids. Lineage: Eukaryota; Metazoa; Arthropoda; Malacostraca; Decapoda; Penaeidae. The record is from RefSeq and is a predicted model, not a curated record.
AUGAAGAUGUUAAUGGCUGUUUUCAUCCUUGGUUGUGUGGCCUCCUCAAGGGCCAUCUUCUUCGACCUCUUCAAGAAAGAGUCAUGGCAGCCUGAUCCUUGGGCCCAACAGCCUGCUGAUCCCUGGGUACAGCAGCCUGCCGAUCCCUGGGUACAGCAGCCUGCUGAUCCCUGGGUACAGCAGCCUGCUGAUCCCUGGGUACAGCAGCCUGCUGAUCCUUGGGUGCAGCAGCCACCUGUUCAGCAACCAGUGAAAGAAAUCCCCAUUUUCAAGCCCUACUUGGAAUUCAAGCCUAUCUCCAUCCCAUUCCCCAAACUGGAGCCCGUGCCUGUGGUCAAGCCUUUCCCCAUUCUUAAGCCAGAGUUCGUAGAGGCUCAGGUUCCCCUGUACAAGCCCCAGGUUCCCCUCCCUAACAAGUACUUCAACUUCAACGCUAACGUUGGACUCCACAAGCAGCCACAGCAGCCACAGCAGUACCAGCAAGUCCAGUACCACCAGGCUCAGCACCAACAGCAACACCUACCCACUGCAUACCAAGCACCCGAUGCUCACCACCACUAA